AUGCACUCGUCUCUGCCCACAGAGGUCUCAGUGCAGAGAACUGAGUACACCCUGUCUCUUCUCCCUGAAGGCUUCUUCACGGAAAGGAUCGGCAGAGACGCACAGAAAGGCAGGGCCCAGCUGCCGCCGGAGCGCAAUGUCGUAGGCGCCUCUGCGCCGCUGGCGCCCCCGAUUGGCCGAGUCCUGGUCACGUGGCCGCGCCCUCGCCGCAAGGGCCGCUGGGAGAACCGCUGUCUGGGCUUGGGUUGUCUGCGUCGCGCGGUCGCGGGGGCAUUCGGUGCGGCAGGGACGGGCGCAGACGUGGAGGUCGCGCGAGCCCGGGGGAGUGCGGCCACCCGCCGGCGCGGAUGCGGCCGCGGUGUUGGUCGCACUUCUUUUUCAGGCGGCGGAGCGCACUUGCCUGACGCGGAGCUGCAGACGGACAGGAGGGGUGGCCGCGCACCCCUCGUGAGGACCGGGAUCGCGGGUCCGAAGCUCGUCAGCUUCCGCAGCUGGGCACUGCGCACAGCUGCUGCGCGCCCCGGAGCCGGAGGCCGGCCGCCGGGACCUCUGGGCUAA
Molecule: messenger RNA, 558 nt
Organism: Rangifer tarandus platyrhynchus (Svalbard reindeer)
Lineage: Eukaryota; Metazoa; Chordata; Mammalia; Artiodactyla; Cervidae
Source: the annotation of a GenBank genome assembly